AUGUCACCCUCUGGAGAGUUUGAUGGCAGCAGCAGAAUCCAAGACGGGCCCCAAGGGUCUGUCGCCAUCACGAAUGACACAAUAACUAUCUGGACCAGGAGGUUCAUGACGAAUAGGCUACUUCAACGGAAACAAAUGGUCAUCGAUGUCCUUCAUCCUGGAACGGCAACAGUACCUGAGACAGAAAUUAGGGAAAAGCUAGCCGAAAUGUACAAGACCACACCAGAUAUCAUCUCUGUAUCUGGAUUCCGAACCCGUUUCGCUGGUGGCGAGAUAACUGGCUUUGGCAUAAUUUAUGAUUCCUUGGAUCACGCAAAGAACAGUGAAUCCAGACACAGACGUGUAGGACACGGCCUGUAUGAGAAGAAACAGACCUCGAGAAAACAGCGAAAGAAAUGCAAGAACACAGCGAAGAAAGUUGGAGGGGCUGCGAAGGCCAACGUCGGUGCCGGCAAGAAGCGAGGGUCUUCCCCAGGAAGCUCGGACCAACCCACUGGCAAACGUUCUUUUAGCCACCACUUCAUCAGACCUGCCGUGGAAGACAUCACCACCGUCCUCCACUUCCUGACCCCGGUGGUCACCCAUGUGCCCUCAUCCUUCUAG
Molecule: messenger RNA, 603 nt
Organism: Pteropus alecto (black flying fox)
Lineage: Eukaryota; Metazoa; Chordata; Mammalia; Chiroptera; Pteropodidae
Product: 40S ribosomal protein S24-like
Biological process (GO): translation
Cellular component (GO): ribosome
Molecular function (GO): structural constituent of ribosome
Source: RefSeq, a predicted model, not a curated record